GUUUGCCUCUCAAAGUGGUAUGUUGCGAGACGCUCCUCCCGCCAUCGAAUGAACCCGAACUGCUGGCGGAACCCAAGGUGUAAGCUAAGGCAGAGAAACCACCAGCAGACAUCUACUCCACCUACGCCUUUGCCCAUUGUGACUGAGUGGCUACCUGCGCCCUAGACGUUCUACAUAUACGCUACACGUACGGUACUGUAGAGGCUGACGACAUCACAACUGAACCCAAACACCAGCGCGUGUAGUCUCCGCCACAGUGCACUGUAACACUCCUACGAGGCAAAAAUGGCUCUGAAAGGCAAAAACAUGAGACUGAUUUAUAUGAAGGUUGGGGGCUCAGCUGGGAUGGGAUCAUCUUUGAGAGCAAGAUCUUUUGUUCUUGGUAUGAUGGUGGCUUCAUUAACAUGGGCCAUUAUUAUAUACCUCUAUUUCUCCCUUACUGAGGAACCAAUCCUUGCAGCUCAGUUUCAUCACAGGGUUACGCCUUAUGGUCCUGAAAGUUCAAAUGCUAUAGCUGGUGAAAAACUUGCUAGAUCUAGUGGCAUCAGAGAAAUUGAAGGACGUUCUGAGUUAAGACCAGUGAAAGAAAACUUCUAUAAACAGCCACAGAGGAAUAACAUAGAAAAUGAAAUUGAUAAAAACCCUAUUAAGAAAAACACAUUUGAAGUCAAAAAGAAAAUUUAUGAAAACAGCGAUAGUUUUCGUAAAAGUGAAAUUAUAAAAGUAGAAGAUAAUAAAAUAUACAGGAAUGAACAAAAUAUUAAAGACAAACUAGGAGAUGAAAUUCCUGCAGAUCAAGAAGUCAACUUACCUAUGCUUGGUUUGGUGAAGACGCAUGAAGACCAAAUGGAAAAGGAUAAGGGUUAUCGCCUCCAUGCUUUCAAUACACUAAUAUCCUCACGCCUGUCAUUGCAUCGCCCAAUACCAGACACCAGGAAUAAGAGAUGUAAUGAUAUUGAAUAUUCACCUCAGCUUCCAACUACAUCUAUUGUUAUAUGCUUCUACCGAGAGGACCAUUCAGCAUUGCUGCGAACGAUACAUUCCAUACUUGACCGAUCACCAUCUUACCUCCUUCAUGAAAUCUUGUUGAUAGAUGAUACAGAUGAAGAUAGUUACCAUACUGAAGUAUUGAAUGAGGUUGAAGGAAUCAGCAAGAAGAUCAUUGUUCUCCAAACACCCCAGAGGGAGGGCCUUAUCAGAGCACGUGUUUUUGGUGCUCGACAUGCUACUGGUGAGGUGCUUGUGUUCUUGGACAGCCACGUUGAGGUGAAUGUGGGCUGGAUUGAGCCUCUGCUAUCUCGAGUCUCUGAGCACCGCAACCAUGUAGUCACACCAAUCAUUGAUGUUAUUUCACCAGACACAUUUCAAUACACAGCGUCUCCUCUGGUGCGUGGUGGCUUUAACUGGGGUCUGCAUUUUAAAUGGGACACAAUUCCAUCCAUGUAUUUUGCAGACAAAACUAAUUUUGUUAAACCUAUAAGAUCUCCUACCAUGGCAGGAGGCCUUUUUGCCAUGGAUCGCAAGUAUUUCAAGGAGCUUGGUGAAUAUGACAUGGGGAUGGAUGUGUGGGGUGGAGAGAAUCUUGAAAUGUCAUUUAGGAUUUGGAUGUGUGGCGGUGAACUGGAAAUUAUACCCUGUUCCCGUGUGGGCCAUAUUUUCCGUCGUAGACGGCCUUAUGGCGGACCUGGGGGACAGGAUUCCCUCUUGCGAAACUCCUUAAGAGUGGCUAAUGUGUGGAUGGAUGACUACAAAGAAAACUUCUUCAAAACUCGCCCAGGAGCAGAAAGAGUGGAAUAUGGUGAUGUAUCAGAGAGGGUAAAGCUUCGAAAAAAUCUACAGUGCAAACCUUUCUCUUGGUAUCUUAACACUGUCUACCCAGAGCUUGGACCUCCAGGUGAAGAAACUAAGAACAGAGGAAAUGACAGAGACCAGCCAGGAUUUGGUGUCAGGCAGUUCCAGCCUUGGAAUAAACGCACUCGGAACUAUACACACAAAUGGCAGAUACGUUUGACUGGAACCAACUUUUGUGUGGAGUCUGAGGAAGAUGUUUCAGUUAAAGGAUCAAAACUUGUAUUGUCUGUAUGCUCGGAAUGGAACCGCCAAUUCUUCCAUCAGACAGAUCGAAAUGAGCUUGUUCUUUCACAAUUGUUGUGCCUUCAAGCUUCAGAACAACAACCACGUUUGAGGAAAUGUCACGAGAUGGGUGGCACUCAAGAAUGGAAGAUCAGUAACCGGAUGGGUGUACCUCUGUACAACAUGGCUGUGGGUUUGUGUAUUUCUGCUCAAGAAGAGAGAUUGGGUGCAUCUGUGAUAAUGGCCAUGUGCUCCACUCCAAAACUGGCAACUUGGGACCUUGUAGAUGUACUUUAGGGGCUACCACUUGGUUCUGCAGGAACUUUAGAAUAACAUACAGUAUUAAUGUUUUGGAUAGUCUUGGAUUCCUCUGUAUGAUAUUUAGAUCUGUUUGGAGCCCUCAGCUAGCUUAAACAGAUAUCAAAUAACAACUUCAUAGAAUUCACAGACUUAGUUGGGGCUUUCAAAUGAGUGGAAAUGUAAUCCCUCGCCCCCAAAAUAAAUGGUACCAAAGUAGGUUUAACAUGAUAAAUUAAUAUAAUUCAUCUUAUCCUUAAGUAUAAGUUUUAUUACAAAAGCACUCAUCUGUGGAAUUUAUACAAAAUCUUUUGCUUUAAGAUAAUUAAUAUCUGAGAAACUGGAGUGGCUAAAUAUUGCCCCAGUGUUAGUGGGUAUAAGGCAUACAGUAUGUGGUGAAUGUGGCUGGGAUUACAGUGAAGGUAUGCAGUAAAAAUUCUCACUUUUCAUCAAUCGGACAAGGAAGGAAAUGAUUAACAAGGUAAAUAUCAUCAGCCAAGGUUUUGUACUGUAACUGUUAUUAAUAAGAGACUUUUCUGAAGCAAAAAAUUAAUUGAUCUCUGAAAAUUUUACAGUACAAAAAAUAAAAAAAAGUUAGUUACACUGCUAUUAGGCUAACUCAUGAAUAUAUAUUUUUGCUCCAUCUUUCUCUCUUCAUAAGUCAUCCGGAAUGACAAUGAGUCAUAUUUUAAGUGUAAGAUACUGCUAAGUUAGUUUAUAGGGACAAAAAUCUAUCAGACAAAAGUUUCUCUUAGGAAAGUAUUUACCUUUACACUGAUCAUAGAGAUAAUGCUACAUUCCAGCCCUUUUACUUUGUCUUAUAAUAAUUUCUUUGUGGCAUUGUAAGAUAUGCUUCUAGAUUAGUGCCACUGUUUCAUUGACUAGUACUGACUUAUUAGAAGUUUAUGUGAAAUAUUGACUAGUGAUAUGACAUCAUAUUUAAUUAAGAACGAGUGCUUUAUGGUGCUAUACUUCAAUAAUUAUGUUAAUUUUAAGUUUGCUAUUAUUGACAAAAUCUAGUUUAGUAAUAGUACUAACCUUCCUUGAUUAUAUAUAUAUAUAUAUAUAUAUAUAUAUAUAUAUAUAUAUAUAUAUAUAUAUAUAUAUAUAUAUAUAUAUAUAU
Molecule: messenger RNA, 3493 nt
Organism: Homarus americanus (American lobster)
Lineage: Eukaryota; Metazoa; Arthropoda; Malacostraca; Decapoda; Nephropidae
Product: polypeptide N-acetylgalactosaminyltransferase 11-like
Exons: 14
Coding region: 286-2370 (694 amino acids)
Biological process (GO): regulation of Notch signaling pathway
Cellular component (GO): Golgi apparatus
Molecular function (GO): Notch binding
Source: RefSeq, a predicted model, not a curated record